Ilex paraguariensis (yerba mate) is the source of this 1131-nucleotide messenger RNA. NCBI's taxonomy places the organism in Eukaryota, Viridiplantae, Streptophyta, Magnoliopsida, Aquifoliales, Aquifoliaceae. The record is from the annotation of a GenBank genome assembly.
CAUUGUGAGGCAUAUUAUUCUUCAAUUGUUCGAUUAGAAGAACUUGUCGUUUAUUGCCCUUUCUCCAGUGCCGGCCUUGAAUCAUGGCUAUCAUUCCUGGGACCAUCUUUAAGGAACCUUGAACUCCGAAUGGACAACAUUGUUGAACAUCAAUCCUUGACCCAUUCCCCCAAAUGGGAUGCCUUUCUAAAACUCCAAGAACUUCAAAUAGUUGGAGCAAGAUUGGAGGAUACUGCAUUGUCGGAUGUGCUUUGUGCAUGUCCUAAUUUGAAAAGCCUGUUGCUACUUGGUUGUGAGGGGUUGAGAUCUGUUUCUAUUGAGCUCCCCCAUCUGAAGCAGUGUAAGCUUGAUUUUUAUGGCUUGGGUAAUUCUUUACUUUCUCUCACGGCUGCAAAGCUAGAAAUCCUUGAGGUACAAGGUUGUAGUUGGAUUAGGGUUCAUGAGACCCGAUGCUUGAGGAUUCUUUCCAUUUCCAACAACUCUGGGCGAGUUAACAUUGUGGAUUUUGGGAGACUUGUGGCUCUUGAGUCCUUGUCCAUUAGAGGGGUCCAGUGGUGUUGGGAUGCAAUAAGCAAAAUGCUUCAAAUGGCGAGCCAGGUGAAGCAUCUCUAUAUGAAGGUGGAAUUCACUGGGGAUUUUGAAGCCCUUCUACCCUUUCCAGAGAUUGAUUUCGUUGACUUCUUUAACUGCCAUCCAAAGCUGCAAAAGUUUGACGCCCAUGGUGCCAUGUUUGCUGCUCUUUGCCAGAAGAACAGCCUUAAAAAUGUGGAUUCAAAGUUUGUGAUUCCUUCACUGGAGGAAGUGGUGGUCACAGUGAGAUCACCAUUGAAUGCUGAGCAGAAAAUGAGUACUCUUGAGUCAUUGCUCAAGUAUGGAAAACAUCUAAAGAAGAUGAGAAUAAAGAUUCUUCAAAUGAAAAGCAGCCAUAGCAGUGCAGAUGAUUUCUUUGAGGAGAUUUGCUGGUUUAGACACACGAAUCGUAAGAUUGUUUCAAUUGAAUAACAACUCAUUGGGCAUUUUUUUCCCUGAUUCAUUAGCUUUCUAUUGUAAGUCACUCUGUUCUUCAGACUGGAGGAAGUUGUGCUUUUCUGUAUCAGACAUGAUCAUUCUUGGACAAUUUUUGUCAUAAAC